AUGAACGCUAAGAUCCUCAUGUCGGACGGCUUUCCAACUAUAUGCUGGCCAGAUAAAGAGUUUGAAAACCUUUGCGCCAUCUUCCGGACGAGGGAGUCACUGCAUCGGCGGAUGUAUCAGCAUCGUACUGUCAAGGCCGUUGAGGCUAUGAUCAAAGAAGCGUUCAAGUUAGCUGCUCCUCAUAUCGAGAUCAAGGGUUUGGAUGAAAAUGGAUCGGAGGCCUUCAAGUCCCUCAGCGAGUCAAUUGAGGAUCCUCGUGCCCUUUGCGUCAUGACCAACUGGCUGGCUCAUUACAUCGAGCAUGCACACGCUGUGCGUUUCGUUGGUAACCAGGUCCCGCGAAUUCCUGCGCUCGAACGAGCGUCCCAAAUCCUCAAAGACAUUCAGCGGCGAAAGAUUUGGAAAGUGGUUGUGAAAUUCUCUGGAGUGCCGGAACAAGGCGUUAUCGAGAAGAUUUGUUCACACAGUAAGUGGUGA
Molecule: messenger RNA, 477 nt
Organism: Perkinsus marinus ATCC 50983
Lineage: Eukaryota; Perkinsozoa; Perkinsida; Perkinsidae
Product: sam/hd domain protein, putative
Exons: 5
Coding region: 1-477 (158 amino acids)
Biological process (GO): dGTP catabolic process
Cellular component (GO): nucleus
Molecular function (GO): dGTPase activity
Source: RefSeq, a predicted model, not a curated record